Verticillium nonalfalfae is the source of this 1101-nucleotide messenger RNA. RefSeq lists its product as uncharacterized. NCBI's taxonomy places the organism in Eukaryota, Fungi, Ascomycota, Sordariomycetes, Glomerellales, Plectosphaerellaceae. Bases 1 to 1101 code for a protein of 366 amino acids. The transcript has a single exon. The record is from RefSeq and is a predicted model, not a curated record.
AUGGCACUACCACGGUAUAAUCCAGAUGGCAUCACAUACUUUCAGCGGACUUUCGCAUCCAACUAUGAUCCAAACAGGGAUCAUACGUAUCUGCAGCGACAGCAGACUCGCGACAUCAAGACGCUGCUGUCAGACUUUUCGCCUCAUAUCGUCCUGGACGCCCACGAGUUCAACGCUACCGCGCCAGUAGGUCCAAAAGGCGAGUGGACUAAGGCGCAGGACUGUCUUCUUUCGGGCUCCAAGAAUCUCAACAUUCACGAAGACAUCCGCGGCCUAACAGAAGGGCUUUUCACCAAUUCCAUCGGUGCAGCAUUGGAGAAGCGUAAACUGCGUUGGAGCCCCUUCUUCAAUGGCGGGGAUGGCAACUUGGACUUGUCCGAACCCGGAUCUCUCAGCCGAGCGGGCCACAGCUCGGCCGGGCUUCUUCAAGCGGUGACGUUCCUGCUUGAAAUCCGCGGCAUUUCUCUGGCGGACCAACAUUUUCAGCGUCGUGUAGCUACUGGCCUCACCGUCCUCGAGACUCUGGUAACGCAAGCCGCAGAAAACGCCCGCGGGAUUUACAAGACGAUUGAGGACGCCCGCCAAAAGUUCGCAAACAGUACCGAAGAUAUCGUGGUCACAGACAAGGCGCGGUCGACCAGCGUUCAUUGGACGUUCAUCGACUCGAAGAACGGUAGCUUAGUCGACAUCCCAGUCACUUUCAAGAACAACACACCACCAGUGGCCAACCUUACAAGGGCGCGGCCCGAAGCUUACGUGUUCUCGGCGGCAUUCUCUGAUGUGGCGGAGAAGCUGCGCGCGUCUGGGGUCAAGGUUGAGCCACUCGAGCACGACUUUGAGGGUACUGUCGAAGUACUCAAAGUGCGAUCGGCGCGCGAGCAGAGUAGUCCUGAUUCUUUCGGCGUGACUGUCACCACUCGGGCGUUCGAGAAGGAGGUGAAGAUCCCGGCGGGGGGGUUUUGGGUCGACACGAGGCAGAAGAACGCGGCUGUUGCGUUUGUGACGCUGGAGCCAGAGAACUCGGCAUCAUAUGUCAAGUACAACGUGAUACCUCUGCGGAAAGGGGAUGAGUAUCCUAUUUUCAGGGUCUUGCGAAAGUGA